Molecule: messenger RNA, 807 nt
Organism: Sphaeroforma arctica JP610
Lineage: Eukaryota; Ichthyosporea; Ichthyophonida
Exons: 2
Coding region: 46-807 (253 amino acids)
Source: RefSeq, a predicted model, not a curated record
CUAGCAUGCGGCAAUACCCAGGAAUGUGACAAGUGCGAGCAAAUUAUGUGCUUCGAUUGCGGCGAAAUUGACCAUUGCUACGUAUGCAAAACACUCAUUUGUUCGGAGUGUGCCGGAGACUCCUGUGAUGAAUGUGGGUCUCGCAUAUGUGAAAACGAGAACUGUGAGAACACCUUGGUGUACUGCGACAACUGCUACGUAGUAUACUGUGCCAGUUGUAAGAUAGGCAACAUCUUUAGCUGCACCCAAUGCGACAAGACGCUGUGUAAAACAUGCGAAGACCCAGAUAUGUUCGGAUGCCUGUCUUGUGGAGCGCAUAAGUGCAGAGAGUGCAGUGACUGCAUCAAUUGUGCCGGCUGUGGUGAUGUAGUGUGCGAGCUGUGCGCAGACAAUGGGGUGAAGUGCGAUGAGUGUCGCGAACAUCAAUGCGGCGAGUGUGCGUUUCGACUUCUGUACUGCCAGGGCUGCCACGCCGAGGUGUGCAUUGCGUGCGAUAUCAACGAAGCGUGUGACAAGGAGCUCUACGCGGACACUUCUGUAGAUGAAGAAACAGAAGCAUGCAUUAUCGGGAAGUGGGAUAGUGAAACGGAUGAUAGUGUAGUCCCAGGUAUAUUAAUAGAUGUGGAAGGGAAGACACCGACUAUGGGGAUGGACGUGGAGGGUGGGCAGAAUCGCGAAGUGGAAUUGACGCUGAAGUACGAUACUGUCACACCAUGGCCACGGCAACAUAUAAUAUUCGAGUUCACGGUGAUUGACGUGGUUGGAAUUGAAUAUGACAGGGGCACUAUCGAUACAUACAACACGUAA